Cavia porcellus (domestic guinea pig) is the source of this 991-nucleotide messenger RNA. RefSeq names its product ribonuclease T2 (gene Rnaset2). Gene Ontology annotation, molecular function: RNA binding; ribonuclease T2 activity. The transcript has 9 exons. NCBI's taxonomy places the organism in Eukaryota, Metazoa, Chordata, Mammalia, Rodentia, Caviidae. The record is from RefSeq and is a predicted model, not a curated record. Gene Ontology annotation, biological process: RNA catabolic process. Gene Ontology annotation, cellular component: extracellular region. The coding region runs from base 138 to 899 and encodes 253 amino acids.
GCGUGUCGGUCCGCGGGGGUCAGGAAGCGGAGUGCCGGGGACUUGGGUGAAGCUCGGCGGCCCCGGCGCCACAGGGUUGCUGGCUGCGGGCCGCACCGUGCUCCGGGUGGUGGGUCGGGACGCAGUGUGAGAGGCUCAUGGCGCCCCGGGCCGUGCGCGGAGCACUUCUGGUCUGGGCCCUGGCGCUGUGCUGCCUGAGCGGCGCGGGCCGGCCUUGGAGUGGCAGCCACGAGUGGAAAAAACUAAUUUUGACCCAACUCUGGCCACCAACAAUAUGCAAGGAAGUUAAUGACUGUGAAAAGUCUCUGGAUUACUGGACAAUACAUGGACUGUGGCCUGACAAAGUGGAAGACUGUAAUUCAUCAUGGCACUUUCAUUUAGAUGAAAUUAAGGAUCUUUUCCAGGACAUGAAUCAGUACUGGCCUGAUAUAAAGCACCCACUGAAUGGCAGCAGGUUCUGGAAGCAUGAGUGGGAAAAGCAUGGCACUUGUGCUGCCCAGUUGGCUGCCCUCAACUCUGAGAGGAAGUACUUUGGGAAGAGCCUGGGGCUGUACAAGCAGGUGGACCUCACCAGAGCGCUCCAAAAAUUUAAAAUUGAACCGUCUAUCAAUUACUAUAAUAUUUCAGAGUUUAAAGAUGCCCUUACCAGCUUCUACGGAGUUGUACCUAAGAUCCAGUGCCUCCCAUUCACACAGGGUGAGAAAGUACAAGUAAUUAGUCAGAUAGAGUUGUGCUUCACUAAGGAGGACCUCCAUUUGCGAAACUGCACGGAGGAGCCUGGGGAACUGCUGUCACCAAAGCAGGAAGCGUGGUUGUCCAAGGUCGCUGCUAAGCAGUCAAUGAUGGUCUGUGAAGAUGGCCCGGUCUUCUACCCACCACCUAAAAGGACCAAAAAUUGAUGUCUGAAGUUUGGAAAUAGUCUGUGUUCUACAAAUUAAGACGAAUUCAAAUCAACUGCUUUUUAAAAACUGAAUCUAAAGCCUUUUAAAAA